CCGGCCGGUUGCUAGGAGACGGGGUCGCGCAGGCGCGCUGCGGGCCGCGGGGCAUGCCGGGCCGGCGGGGCUCGGGCGGCGCGCCGGGCCGGUUGCUAGGAGGCGGGACGCCGCGGCCCGCCGGGGCCCGGAGCAGCCAUGGAGCCCGGGAAGAGGAGAACCAAAGACGACACCUGGAAAGCAGAUGACCUCAGGAGACACCUUUGGGGUGCUCAGUCCGGGAGUCGCAGGGACGAGAAGAAGCACCGAGAGAAGAAGCUGCGCAGGGAGGCUGACCCCGACGGCCUGGAGCACCGUGAGCACAGGCCCCGGGACCCGGCCCAGAGGGAUGGCCACGCGGUCUGGGAGAGCGGCAGCGAGCGUGACCGGGAGAAGCCUCGCGAGAGAAAGAAGGAGGCACGGGAGCGGGACCGGGAGCGGGACCGGGAGAAGCGGAAGGAGCGGCGGGAGCUGGAGGCAGAUCUGGGCCGCCGCGGCCGGAAGGAGGAGGUGUGGCAGAGCCUGCACCACAGCCUGGGCCGGCAGCUGCUGGAGCGUGCCGAGCGCAAGGGCCGCUCAGGAAGUAAAGCACGGAACGAAGAUGACAGGAGAGAUGGAGACUCUGAAAGAGGGGAUGAGGAGAGAGAGAGAAGAUACCGGGAACGGAAGCUGCAGUACGGCGACAGCAAAGACAACCCCCUCAAGUACUGGCUCUACAAGGAGGAGGGGGAGCGGAGACAUCGCCGGCACCGAGACCCGGACCGGGAGAGGCGGCACCGGGAGAAGAGCAGCGCCGAGAAGAGGGAGCGGCACCCCAAGGACAAGAGCAGCCCCUUCUCGGACAGGGAGGGCGAGGAGCGGCCCCGGGAGCGGCGGCACAAGGACGGCUCCCACGGGGACGGGGAGAGGCACCGCGGCAGCGGCAGCGAGAGGAAGGAGCGGCCGCCCAAGGACGAGCACAGGAGGAGGGAGGCCAAGAACGGGGAUCACAGGAGCCGGGGGGCACGGCAGGACCGCAGCAGCAGCCGGCAUGUGGAGAAUCUAGGAAAGAGCAGUGGGAAAGAUAAAGACAAAGACAAAAAGAGAAAGCACAGCCGAGAAGAGACCUCCGUGGUGUGGAAGGCGGCUCCCAGGCAAGGCAGUGAGGAGUACCUGGAAAUCGAGAAGGAAGACACCGAUGUGGAAAAUGCUGGAGCUGAUGAAUAUACACCCAGCUUUGAGGAUGAUUUUGAAGACUAUGAAGAUGACUUUGAAGUUGGUGACGGAGAUGAUGACGAGAGCACCAAUGAAGCAGAGCCAAAAGAAAAAUGUGAGGAACUUCCUCCCGCCAAGCGGAAAGAGAUACAGGAGAUACAGAAAGCCAUCAAUGCGGAGAACGAGCGCAUCGGCGAGCUGUCCUUGAAGCUGCUCAGGAAGCAUGCUCACGCGGAUUGUGAGCGGGAGUCGGGAGCAGAAGCCAGCACCUCUCCCUCCAGGGCCUCGGGCUGUGGGAUCUUCAUGGAUUUUGCAACAGCCUCACACCGGCAGAAGAGUCGCUCUCAGGCCCUGAAGCAAAAAACACGCAGCACAAAGCUACUUCGACUGAUCGACUUAGACUUUUCAUUCACGUUCUCACUCAUGGAUCUGCCGCCGGUCAAUGAGUACGACAUGUACAUCAGAAACUUCGGGAAGAAGAACACCAAGCAGGCUUAUGUUCAGUACAAUGAAGACAGCGUGGAAAGGGACAUUCAGACGGAAGAGAUCGAGAGCCGGGAAGCCUGGACCCAGCACCCUGCUGAGGGCACUGCUGUGUGUGGUGGUAGCGAGACUCGAGAUCCAGCUGAUGCCUCAGUGGUGCUGAAGAUCGACACGCCGCGGCUGUCUGCCUUUCUGCGGUCAGCUUGUCAGGUGAUUUCAGUUCUGCUGGAGGAGGACCGAGUGGCCCGGGAGCCCAGCUGGAGCCAGGGGGCGCAGGACUGCACCCUGCCACUCAGCGAGAGCGCCUUUGUGCUGAACACCAGCCUGCCCUUCCUCCAGGGUCGGCCGGUGUCCUGCCUGCACGCCUCUCUGGUCCAGAGGCAGACGGUUGUGUCUGUGCACGGCCUCCCUGCGAGGAACUCAGGCCACACGCUGGACAGCAGACACGUGCUCUGUGUGUGGGAUCUCUGGCAGCCCUCGGGGCCCCAGAAGAUCCUGAUAUGUGAGUCACAGGUCACCUGUUGCUGCUUCUCCCCCUUCAAACCGUUCCUGCUGUUUGCGGGCACAGCGCACGGCUCGGUGGUGGUGUGGGACCUCAGGGAGGACUCGAGACUUCAUCACCACGUGACGCUGAGUGGCUGUCUCUGGACCUUCCGGAUGUCCACUUUCUCCACGGAUGGCACCCUCACGUCCGUGAGCCACCGGAGCCCACUCCAGGCCAUCGAGCCCGUGUCCACGGCCGUCUACAGGAAGCAGAGCCUGGUGCUCUCUCCCUUCUCCACUCAGGAAGAAAUGUCGGGCUUGUCCUUCCACGUGGCAUCUUUGGACGAGAGUGGCAUUCUCAACGUGUGGGUGGUGGUUGAAUUACCAAAGGCAGAUCUUGCAGGUUCAAUAAGUGACUUAGGUUUGAUCCCGGGAGGAAGGGUGAAGCUGGUGCACAGCGCAGUGAUUCGGCUGACCAGGAGUCUUUUCCAGAGAGGCUUUGAGUGCUGGGGCCCAAUGCAAACACUGAGUGUGAAGUUCCUGCCUUCAGACCCGAAUCACUUCAUCGUUGGCACCGAUAUGGGUAUCAUCAGCCACGGCACAAGACAAGAUCUGAGAGUCUCCCCUAGAAUGUUCAAGCCUCAACAGCACGGUGUGAGGGCUGCCAAGGUCAGCGUGAUCGAGUUCUCGCCAUUUGGAGAGCCCGUGUUCCUGGCUGGCUGUUCUGAUGGCAGCAUCCGGCUGCACCAGCUGACAUCGGAGCGCCCCCUGCUGCAGUGGGACCACAGCACCGAAGGCCGUGCUGUUACCCACUUGCAGUGGUCCCUGACCAGGCCAGCUGUGUUUCUGGUCCAGGACGAUACUUCCUGCCUUUAUAUCUGGGACCUCCUAAAAAAUGAUUUGGGUCCCGUGGCCAAACAGCCCAUCUCUCCAGACAGGUUGGUGGCGAUGACCCUCAUGGGAGAGUCAGAACGACCUGGCGGUGCUUUCCUGGCCCUGGUGCUGGCCAGAGCCUCCGGCAGCAUGGACAUCCAGUACUUGAAGAGGGAAUGGGCUGUCCCGGUGCCCAAUGAGCAGGAAAAGCUGCGUCUGCUUUUGCAGGAGGUCCCUUGCAGAGGGGACAAGUGUGAAGCGACCUCUGAGUGCGGGACCAUGACUUUUUAAGUUUUACAAGUUUUAUCCAGAGACUUGCUGCGUGUCCUGGCACUGUCUGCUCCAGUCUGUACAAUUUGUAUAUAACUCAGUCACAGAAAAGCACUUUGACUCCAUCAAUAAAUCACUAUUUUUGAAUGAAACAAACAUCAGUG
Messenger RNA from Sorex fumeus (smoky shrew), 3446 nucleotides. RefSeq names its product dynein 2 intermediate chain 1 (gene DYNC2I1). The transcript has 25 exons. Gene Ontology annotation, molecular function: dynein light chain binding; dynein heavy chain binding. The record is from RefSeq and is a predicted model, not a curated record. Gene Ontology annotation, cellular component: cytoplasmic dynein complex. NCBI's taxonomy places the organism in Eukaryota, Metazoa, Chordata, Mammalia, Eulipotyphla, Soricidae. Gene Ontology annotation, biological process: intraciliary transport. Bases 139 to 3303 code for a protein of 1054 amino acids.